AUGUUGUUGAAGUGCUCUGCAAUAGCGAUCGUUGGUUCUGGGUAUCCUAAGCGCACCUGCUGAUGCAACGAAGUGAGGCGCUGUUCUCUGGAACUGCAAUACCCGCCCGCUGUUUGCCUGCAAGUACACGCUGCUCUUGUUAGUGCAGAGUUUGUGAACUGGUGUCGCCACUGAGUCACGUGGCUUGGAGAUGGGGUCACUGAAGAUUGUGAAAAAAGAUUGUGAUGACCUGUAUUACGGGAAGUUGCAGCACCAUUCUUACGUGGUUGUCGGGUGCACGAAGGGAACACGCUUAGUCGCUAAUCUCUUGCCAUUCGCAUGGAGUGACCAAAUGAAAUAUUUGAUGAUCAUCCCGUCCUACGGACUGCUCCUAGUUUGGUUCUUGUUUCUUCAAGCUCGUAGAACAUCCGGCUUCGCCAUUCUCGUGCAGCCAAUAGGCACAAACCCUGUUCAGCUUACUCCUAUGGGCAUGCCUGUUGCGGGUAUGGGAACCGCUGGAAUGCCCAUGAGCGUGGGAUCCAUGGGCAUGGGAUCCAUGGGUAUGGGUUCCAUGGGCUUGAACACAUUGGGACAAGGUGUCAUGACACCCGUGGGUGGUAAUGCCGCCCUGAACCCAUCUCCAGUGGUCUUGACGGACGCCAGCGGGGAAACCAAAGUGGUGAGGAGUACAAAUCCACUUACCGGUGCAAUCACACUCGACGCCACCGAGCUCAAAGACGCCCUGGGCGAAGCAGCUCCUGAGGACCCGCCACCCCCAGCAGAAGAGGAGGAGGCGGCCGAGUGAAGGAACAGAGCUGCCCGACUUCCUUUCGUCUAACACUUCAACAAUAUACGCUUACUGGGGUGCCGACGACUACACGCAGAAAGCGAAUGCGGCUAAUGAAAUGUCUUAAUUGCAUGAAAUUUAACUGUGGAUGUGCAAAAUUUUGUAAGUAUCCUUUCCCAUGCAUCUAACUUACGAACUUACAGAAAUAGCAAUGGUCAAGUGCAGAAGCCCGUUUUUGAGCAAGACAGAGUCCCAGCCCAUGAGGCAAGACCAACAGGAGGGAAUUGAAGAAAUGCCUCCCUUCACUUCCUUCGGCCGUAAGAUACUUCCACUUUUUGUACAUGAGAUGGCGCUAAGUCGCUGAUAUAAUUGGAGUUGGAAUUAACAGUUUCCUGCAUGAAUAUUUUAGUGGCAGUCGAGGAAAUCUUUCUGACAUCUCGUUCGCGAGAGGGUGAUUACCUGAUGUGUUGUCGGGCAUAGGGAAGGGCCUUUGAGGAAAGUGAAAAGUUCCAGGAUGUUUGCAUCACUGUGGAAAAAAGUAAGACAAAAAUAUUUCUGUCGGUAAAAUUUUGGUUUCGAGAACCCUGUUUGAAGCUUGAGCAGAAAAUCCUGUGCGGCGUGCAGCUUUCUUCAAAAAGAAAUAAACAAACGUUGGUAAAGGGUAGUCUUCAUAUUUACACUUUUUAUGCACAUACCCUAACCUAGCUGGUCAAUAAAAUUCAUUCACUUUCAUCGCCUAUUAACUUGCUUACAUAUAUCAGGCAAUAUAUUCCACGACGCAUACUUGCUAACUAUGUAGAAAUAUUUUUACAUAAUUGUUCGUUACUAAUAUAACCGUGCACGUGUGGCCAUCGUGUCAUUGUAUCCUAUAUGCUACAGUGCCUUCGGAUCAAAUAAAGCUCCAACGUCCAAUCGAACACAUCAAGAAUUCAAGUGUACUUUUGGGAGUGUUCAUAUUAACAAAUAAAUUGCACAUGGAAAUAUUUUAUGUGAAAAUGUGGUGUACGUGUCUUAUUCAGUAACUCACGUCAUUCAAUAUUUUGGUUCCAUAUUAUGAGAACACUUCAAUGAGCACUGACGCAAAGCUUGAAACAUAAGAUGUUUGUUUAACCCCGUUUCCUCUCUAAAAUAGGUAGGUCAAUCUAACCAAUUGUUAGUGCUGAGAGUUGUUGAGAACAGAUAUUAACAUGAAUUAACAAUGGACACUGGGGGCUGGUUUCUGAAUGCAGCACAUUGCCACGUUCACGUAAAGUUGAGAGUUUUGGGGCUCUUUGGCUCAUAGUGACGUUCCGCGAUCACAGCUGACGUCAUCGAUUGGGAUGUUAGCAAGGGCAAAGCACGACGACAAAAGAAGUUGAAUAAACGUUGGUAGAGGGCAAUCUUCAUAUUUACACUUUUUAUGCACAUACCCUAACCUACCUGGUCAAAAAAUUUAUUCACUUUCAUCACCAUUGGUCAAUAUUUUCCACGAAGCAUACUUGCUAAAUAUAUAGAAAUAUUUUUAUAUAAUUGUUCGUAUAGAAUUGGCACGAUGGCCACACGUGCACGGUUAUAUUUGUGACGAACAAUUACAUCAAAAUAUUUUUAUAUAUUUAGCAAGUAUGCGUCGUGGGAUAUAUUUUUCAAAGACGCGGAGAAUAGCAUAUCCUGUUCUCGCCAGCUAUAUAUGAGCCAAGCUGAACGUCUGACACAAAGUGGUAAAGGAGACUUGGGCCCUUGAUAUCGCUUACGAUAUUGUGGUUGGGUGCAACUGAAAAAAAGAAACAACAGAUGCAAUUACCCUGUUAGCACGGCCCUAUCUGACACUUCGUAAGACACAAAUGUGCUUUCAUUAUGCUGUACAGAGCAAUGAAAGAGCGCAGUUGUCCUCUCUGCAGAAGUGAUUGAAAUAGACGCGCGUUAGGCAAAGUUCUACAGCGCUGGACAUUCAGUGACGACACGGGAGAAGUAUUGGGACACAUGUCGAUCUCAGCGAUGCACUGAUGAUUAGUCCAUCUAUAACAUUCUGCCCUAUCCUGCUAAUGAUUCGGUGCUGCAGCACUUAUGCAAUUGUUGUUAAAAUUACCUGUUCGCUCCACGAAUGCUUUGGCGACAGCGGCGUUAAUGCGUUUUGACAUCUCCUUUGUGAUGCUUAUGUAUGAUUUCUUAUGUCUGAUUGAGCAUAUGUAAGUAUUUUUGAAAAAAGCCAACGAAGAGGUUCAGUGUCCGGGAAAUAAAGAAAUGGGGAACAUUUCGGCACGCACAACUUUGAUUUGAUAAAUUCAGGUUGAAGUUUUGAGGUGAAGUAGGUGUUGCAUGCACGUUUAUAAAAUGCUCUACUUUCACUCGAAAGGCGAAGCAUUCAUGGUGAAAAUAAAGUACUAGACAACUACUUGAA
Molecule: messenger RNA, 3143 nt
Organism: Dermacentor albipictus
Lineage: Eukaryota; Metazoa; Arthropoda; Arachnida; Ixodida; Ixodidae
Source: RefSeq, a predicted model, not a curated record